AUGGUAUCAGCAAUUAAGGCAACAACUGAAUUUAAUGAUGCAAACAAGAAGGCAAGCAGAACUGGUGCAGAACUGAAUGCAAAUACUGUCAACUGGACUCCACCUUCCCAGGGGCUUUACAAAGUGAAUUGGGAUGCAUCUUUGAGCAAGAGAAGCAGCAAGGUUGGCACUGGGAUUAUUGUGAGAGAUCAUGAAGGUCAUGUCAUUGCUACAAAGAUGAUGAAGUUUGGAUUGAAGAUUGGUAUUAGGAAGAUAAUCCUCGAGGGUGAUGCUUUAAAUGUUGUUAACUACAUAAAACAGAGAGGAUUCUUGCCAUUACUCGGGGCCAUUAUUCGGGAUAUCAAAAAUGUUCUUGCUCAGUUAGAUUAUUGGGAAGUGGUUCAUAUAAGAAGGGGGUCAAACAUUUAG
Molecule: messenger RNA, 408 nt
Organism: Juglans microcarpa x Juglans regia
Lineage: Eukaryota; Viridiplantae; Streptophyta; Magnoliopsida; Fagales; Juglandaceae
Exons: 2
Coding region: 1-408 (135 amino acids)
Molecular function (GO): nucleic acid binding; RNA-DNA hybrid ribonuclease activity
Source: RefSeq, a predicted model, not a curated record